Molecule: messenger RNA, 1095 nt
Organism: Pleurotus ostreatus (oyster mushroom)
Lineage: Eukaryota; Fungi; Basidiomycota; Agaricomycetes; Agaricales; Pleurotaceae
Exons: 2
Coding region: 1-1095 (364 amino acids)
Source: RefSeq, a predicted model, not a curated record
AUGUCUCGGGAAAUGUCAGGACGCUGGGUCAGCCCAUGCAAAGUCGCGGAUUUCUUCAAACUCACAAUGCCCAUAAAAUUGAGGAAGGGGAGUAUAGAAAAACUACCGAAGAUCGACAAGAGGUUUUUUGCUGGACAAAAACCAGGCAACCAAAAGGCCAUGGCCAAGAAAACGAUAGAGUUCUUUGACACGGGUAAUUUCACUGGAAUACAACUGGUUGAUACUUCAAACUACUCAGAUCCGAAUUCUAAACGUGGCGCAAAGCUUCGUCCGGGCCUAUCUUUACGCGAUAAAUCCACUGUCAUCGACCCCAACUCACCGACGCAACUCGGCGAAGCCUCAUGUGGCUUCGAGGUCGAGGAUACUAUGAUAGAGAUUCUCAGUGACAGGGGUCCCCUUUUCGAACUUGAGACCGAUACAGCGCAGCAAGCUCGCGACCAGCUAGCCACCCACGCAGUGGGAUUUUGCUCUCGUCAACACAGAACCCAUUUAUUCUUCGUCUAUCUCUACUAUCCCUAUGCCCGAUUGAUCCGUUUCGAUAGAGCAGGAGCCCUCGUUUCGGAACGAUUCAAGUUCACCAACGAUUGCACUCCUCUUAUUCGGUUCUUUUCGAGGUUAUCGAACAUGACCCCAGCACAAAGGGGGUGUGACCCUACCGUACGCGUCGCAGAUGAGCUUGAGACGAAACUUGCUCGCGAACGCCUCAAGGAAUGGGCACCAGACCCAAAGUACGAACGUCCCGUAUUCAAAAUGGAGGUUUACGACGACCCAAAGGGACUUCCCGGUGAUGACACCAAGAAACCCAACCCCCGCACGUUUCUCGUUUGGGGAGCCCUCGCGGAUCCAGGAUCACCACUCGGGCGAGCGACGUGUGGCUAUCCAGCGCUCGAAGUAACUCACGGAUUGGACCAGGCUAAGGAGGCUCCAAUUAUGUUCCUGAAGGAGCAAUGGCGUUCCAUUGCGCUGCGUCCGGAAAUCGUCACCCUUCGGGAACUCAAGGCUAAGGGGGUUAAACACGUCCCCACACUGGAAUGCGGAGGCGACCUCCCUGGUCAAGUCACACAGACGGCUACGUACGCUGCUGAGAUCCUGUAA